AUGUCGUCUCGAUUUCCCCCUUCGUCCGGGUUUAACUCCCGCGACCGUUCCCCUCAACGAUUCGGGGACCGUCGCCAACCCGGCGGUCCGCGUGGCCUCGACGACGGGAGUCCUUCAUUCGGCAGAGAACCGCCCCGUGGUCCACGCGCACUCGUCGACUCCCCAGGUCGAGGCGGUUCCUUUGGGGGCAAUGAUCGCUUUGGUGGAGGUGGAGGUGGAGGUCGUGGACGAGGAUAUGGCCGUGGCGGUGACUUUCGAGACCGAGAUCGAGACCGCGACCCUCGAGAUCGCGACUUCAGAGACACACGCGAUGGACCACCCUUCCGGCGCGAUGUCGAUCGCGAAUAUGGAGGUCGCCGAGACCGUGAGUUCGAUCACCGGAACGAUCGCAUAGGUUUUGGUCGAGGUCGCUCCCGGUCACCCACACGCGACUUUCGUGAUUUAAGAGAUCCUCCUGGCCGCGAUUUCGAUCUGGUGCGCAUGCGACGUAACUCUCGGGACAGUAUCCUGUCUGCUUCCUCUGGAGGCCCAGAUGGUCCCCCUUCAACCGGUGGCCACCCUCAUGGCGGUGGCUCAAUGCGUGGCCGUGGUGGACGAGGCGACUGGGAAGGAGGCCGAGGACGUGGUCGUGAGCCUUUCCGCCGUCGAAGUCGGUCUCGUGAUGGUCGCAUGGGCUGGCCGGGUCGUGGACGACCCUCUAUCCUGGAUCGUGACCGUGAACGAGAUCUUCUGGAUAGGGAUCGUCCCAUUGACCGCGAGCGCGGGCUCGUGCUUGACCGGGAUCGGGAUCGCGAUGCUGUACCCGUGCGGGAUCGAGACCGAGAUCGUGAAAUGGACCGGCGUGAUCGAUUCGAGCGCAGGGACGACUGGGAAGUUCGACGUCCAGAUCGUGAGGAUCGAGACCGACCUGUGGAGCCUUGGAAACGCGAUCGUCCACCCAGCCGAACAGAUAAUCGUGGCUCAAUUGCCUCAACUAUCGCCUCCACAUCCCAUGUCACCCCCGUGCCAGGCCCGACACUACCAGAUCGGUUGUCUGAGCAUGACGCCACCGAGCAAACACACCGAAAAGCAUCAAUCAUUUCCGGUCCCUCAACGACGGAUAUUCGACGUGAUAGUGAUCGACCAGACCCGGCUCCUGUUCGAUUCGAACCUCCCAAGGAUGUAGGGCUUCUGGGUCAGCAGUCUCCUCCUCCAUCUGCUCCCCAAGUUCCUGCGUUCGGCUCUGUGUCUGCACCCAUCCCGGCUGUACCUACCGCUAAAGCACCUCCCGCUGAAAAUCGGACGUCCAAUGAGCCAGCUCCCCAUACAAAAAAAGACCGACAACCGUUCCAACCACCCACUGGCCCGAAAGCUGAACGAAGCCAGUCAUUGCAACCACUCGAAUCCCGUGUCCAUUCUUUCGAUGGCAAUCACCGCCAGGAAGAGGCGGCUCGCGCCGCAAGAGCGUCCACUCACCUGUCUGACCGAUCCCCGCCAACCGCCCCCGCGGCAAUGGCGAAACGAGAUUCGAUUUCCGGAAAUGGUGAACCAUACACGCUCGGAAAGCCCAGUGUAGUCACCACCUCCCCGACCUUUGCUCGAAUUCCCCCGCCUGCUCCUCGAGCGCUCUCCAGGGAUCCUUCGAUCUCCCCUCGCAUGCAACCCUCGAGCAUUCCAACUGGCCCACGAGCUUAUCAGCGGCGGCCAAGCUCCUCGCCGCGUGGUGGUGGUAAUAAGGGGAUUAAAGCCUGGGGCCGUUCUAAUUUUAGUCGCGCUCCGUCUGUAUCCAGUGCGCCGCCAAAGAAAGAGUCUGAGGAGCACGAGGGGAAGAUAGCUUCCGAUGACAAACUCCAUCAAGAGGCUCCGCCCGUAUCGACAAUUGCGGAAGAGGAGCCCAGGAUUAUCAAGGAUGCUGCAUCCGAGGCAAUGAGGACUACCCCUCCCCCGUCUGAGUCCAUGAAACUUCCCAUCAGAACUAGUCCACAACCUGUCUCAUUUGCAGAGGCCACACCCGUGGCAGACAAAGAAGAAGUAGAGACGGCAGAAUCCACACAACCUCGUAAUGUUGAACCGAUCAACGGUGACCACGAACCAGAAGCAGCGAAGGAGGAGAAGCCAGACGUGGAGAUGGAGGUCGAGGAAGAAGAGGAGGAAGAGAAAGCGCUGUUCACCAAGGAGUAUUUGGAAGAGCGAAAGCAGACAUUCGAAAGAGACAUGCAGUCACUUCGAUCUGAACUGCCCCCUUCACCUUUGGAGGACCCGAAUAUUGUCUCUCUUUUGCUGAGAAUUCAGAUGCUUGGUAAGAUUGCUCAUCAAGAGCAAGUCCGACAGCCCGCUGCGCCGAUUCCAUCAGUGGAGGAGCAAGAACAGCCCUUGACCGUCACAACGGAAGAGAAAGUGGUUUCUUUUGCCCCGACAGUUCUUGAACGUGAAUCAGAGCCUGUUCCCCUCACAGUCGUUCCUCAGAUCGACGCCCACGAUGACAUUACUGUCGAGAGUCUGCCAUUCUUGCAUUCGGGACCCCCCACUCCCAUCUCUGACCUGGAAGUAUGCCACGAGAACAAUUCCACCCAGGAAAGGCUCAAGGGUAUGAUCCAGGGCGAGCUUUCCAGACGGCAAAAGGAAGUUGCGAAGAAGAAUGCCGUCCUUCGGGAAGAGUACAUGUCGUAUUACAAACAAUGGCGAUUGGCCGUGUGGGAAAUGGAUCGUCUGAAGGAAAAGAAGCCCAUGACACCCGGUCCUGCCUCCCCUCCGGCACCUCCUGUCCCAACUCCUCCGGCAGCCGUUCCUGAAGGUCGGGAAGGCCGGCGAUACAAAGGCAACAGUGAACUUGACUUCUUGAAUGCAUUGAAAGCAUCUGAAAUUUCGGCCCAGGAGGAGCUUGAACGCCGAAGAACCAAAAUGGCGACUGCUCGACCCGAUCUUGCCCGCGAAGCGGUGAUCCCGGACAUGCUGGAACCGCGAGAGGUGAAAGUCAACAUCUACAAGGAUGUCAACAACACCAUCGACCCUAACCACGCAAUGGACGUGUUUGGUUUUCUGCCACCACCCAAUGACUUCACCCCAGAAGAGCAUCAGUUGUUCACAGAUGCUUUCAUGGCAUACCCGAAGAAAUGGGGCAAGAUUGCAGAGUCCUUGCCUGGUCGUGAUUUCAAGCAGUGCAUCAUUCACUACUAUCUCACCAAGGAGGAAAUCAAGUACAAGGCGAAGCUUAAUAAGCGCUGGAGCCGACGAGGUAGAGGCAAGGCCCGCUCCUCUCGACCCAAGUCAAAUGCUUUGAUUGCCGAUUUGGGAGUUGUCAAGUCUGACUUUGACGGUGAAGAAGAUCAGCCUCCCGCUGUCACUGACACUGGACGCCCACGGCGUGCGGCAGCACCCACCUUUGGUGAUUCAAAUGAAGCUGAAGGCGCCGCCUCCAAUGGUCGCCGAGGCCAAGCCGCCAAAGAUGGUGAGCUCGUAGAGAAACCUGUUGUUCGGCGUGGCGGACGUACUGCCGGUGCUCGUACUCAACGACGUGGUGGGAAAACCGCCCAACUGGAUCCCAAAGCCCAGGGCCCGGCGCCUCAGGCUCAGGGUAUUAAUCCUCCUCUUGCUGCGGCCGCCGCCAAGGUGGAAGCGGGCGUGGAUGGAAUGAUCGAGGCCGUCUUGCCACAGGAGAAGGAAGUUGUGGAGAAAGAGGCUCCACCACCUGCCCCGCGUCCCAGAGCCGGACGUGGAAAGGCGAAGGAGGGGAUGUAUGUCUUUGAAUCCACUGAAGCCGAACCGGCCAUGGCGACACCCAAAGCCUCCGAGAGUGGUUAUGGGUCUCUGCAGCCGACCAGCUACUGGUCUGUGCCAGAGCAACGUGAUUUCCCACGUUUGCUGGCACACUUUGGUCGUGACUUCGAGGGCAUCUCGAAUUUUAUGAAGACCAAGACGACGGUCAUGGUGAAAAAUUAUUACCAGCGACGUCUUGACUCGGGACAAAAAGAUUUCGAAGAGACCGUGCUCAUGGCAGAGGAAAAGAAAGCUCGCGGGGAGCCGACUGGCCCACUUCCAGUCCCCAGCGUUGCUCCAAAGCGCCGCUAUGAAGCAACUCCAUCGGCCAUUAAGAUGGACGAUUCCCCUCCAAGGGGCAAACCAAUUGCCAUGUCACCUCAACCCAUGCAAUUGCACGGCCGGCCCAUGCCUGAGAACGAACGGACUGCUAGUCGUUACGCGCCUCUUGCGCAAGCUUCCACUGCCGCAACUGCCCCGUCAGUUGCUGCUACUCUCGGUGAGGAUCCUUCUCGGGCAAUGCGAACACAGGCUCCCUCCUCUCGAGUGCCAGGUCCCCGCCUAGGAUUCUUCACUGAUGACCGUCGGGAUUCGGCGAUUCUACCAGCCACCGGCCAGCGUACGCAAGAAAUGCAGAUGCCAUCGCGUCAUACAGGGGCAGCGGGUAUGCCCCAAGAGCUGUCCCGAAUGGAUCCUAUGACCUCGCAGGCUUACAUGCCGGGACAACCGCCUCCAUCUCUUCUACCUCCGUCUCAUUCCCGCCAUACCAGUCUUACUCAGGCUCCAGGAUCACCCUCGCAACUCUCACGACCGGAGCUCGACAUAUCCUCUGUUCACCGCGAUCAUUUCGCACAAAGGGCUUAUUACUCGCUACCCGGACAACAAGUUGGACUUUCUCACUCUCCUCGCCCGGGUCUUUCACCAGUCAAAGAUGCUCCGCGUCCCAGCGCCACACCAGGCCCCGACUCAACUCCCCGGCAAGUGCCUGCUAAACGUUCUAACAUUAUGAGCAUUCUCAAUGACGAGCCCGAAGAGCCUCAGCCACGGAAGCGGUUUGCCAGUGAGGUCCCAUCUGGCCCUGGUCACGGUCCUGGCUCUGUGUCUGCGUCAAGGUCUAUCUACCAACCUGGCGAACAAGCUCGUCUUGAGGAUACAGGUCUUCCAGGAUCUGGGCAGAAACCCUCCGGCUACGGCCAGCCUAGCCCGUACCAGACACCGUCCCGUGGCUAUCCGGAGUAUGGCAACUAUGGACCACCUCAGGGCAGCUCAGGGACUCCGGCGAACAAUGACUGGAUGGCCCGCUUCGAUCCUAGGGCGCAACAAGCAGGUCCACCAGCACAAGCUCAGCCGCCACCUCCACCUCAGUCAUCCCAAAGUGGUCGUCCGGUUUCGUCACUGGCUGCUCAAGGUCCCUAUGGACACUAUGCAUCCGCUCAACCUCAACACGCUGGGCCAUUGAACGCCAUGCCUGUACCAUCUCCUGCUCCCACUCCGCCACCGGCUGGCUCUCAACGAUCUGGGUACCCUAGCGUCUUCUCGCAACAUGGUGUCCCAUCCGGUGCCCGUGAGAUGCCCUCCCAGCCCUCAGCGUACCGACCUGCAUCGCCUCCUCCACGAGCGAGCAGUGCUGUCUAUGGCUCCCGUCCCGAGCCACCCACACCGGCUCAGCAACCGGCCAAUCUCUUUGCUAUGGCGCCUCGCCAACCUGGUUCGCAGCCUUCGUACUCUCCUGCCGGGCCGUCCACCCCUGCUACGCAGCAACACAAUCAAAGCUACCAGCAGCACGUCCAAACCCUGGUCAAUGGAUCUCACCAGCCCCAUCGCUCAAGCCCCGUGGGUUUGGCCGGUGGCCCUUCACAAUAUGGACGCAACACUCCCCCUCCGCAGGCGCAGGGUCGCUCGAUGCCAUCACUAGCAAGUCUCGGACGGUCCUACACACCUCCAUCGGCCAUGCAUCAUGGUGGCAUGGGCUACGCGCCGCCACCGCCGUCGUCAUCAAGUGGAAUGCCGCCUUUGCAUCAACGACCACCUGGCCCAGGUGAACACCCCGUUCACACACCGGGUCAUCACCGUGUCUACAGCCAAGGUUCGGCUCAAGGGGGUCUACCGGGUCAAUUACAUCCGUCAUCGCAGCCGCCUCGCUAA
Molecule: messenger RNA, 5880 nt
Organism: Penicillium subrubescens
Lineage: Eukaryota; Fungi; Ascomycota; Eurotiomycetes; Eurotiales; Aspergillaceae
Product: MYB DNA-binding domain protein
Exons: 3
Coding region: 1-5880 (1959 amino acids)
Biological process (GO): regulation of transcription by RNA polymerase II
Cellular component (GO): Set3 complex
Source: RefSeq, a predicted model, not a curated record